UUGGUUUUUUUUUUUUUUUUCUCUCUCUCUUUUCUCAAAAUUUUAUGGAGAAAAGCAAAAAUGAUGGCCACCAUUUUCUCUCUUCAUUUUUAAGCUCUCUCUCACUUUCUUUCUUCUCUUCCGAAAAUGGUGGGUCUGCCUACCGACGAUUCCUCCGAUCCCACUCACCGACUCGACUCAGACAACAACAACAAUGACCAGCGAGUUUACUUUGUCCCCUUCAGGUGGUGGAAAGAUGCACAGGAUUCAACUUCAGGUGAAUCUGAUGCGAAGAGGGGGAUUUUGUACACAGCAACGCCAGGAACGUCGUAUGCGGGUCCCAUGAAGUUAAUCAACAACAUAUUCCACUCGGAUCUUUCUUUUAAUUUAAGGAAGGAGGAGGAUUCUUUGCACACUGGUGAAAACGGUGAGGUUGGUGUUUCAGGACGGGAUUAUGCGUUGGUUCCUGGGGAAAUGUGGUUGCAGGCUCUUAAAUGGCACACUGAUGCUAAAGUUGCAGCAAAAGGUGGAAGAAGCUUUUCGGCUGCUGAAGAUGACAUGGCAGAUGUGUAUCCUUUGCAGCUAAGACUUUCUAUUCCACGGGAAACAAAUUCAUUGGGAGUAAAAAUUAGCAAAAAGGACAAUUCAGUGGAACUUUUCAGAAGAGCCUGCAAAAUCUUUAGUGUAGACUCUGAGCAGUUACGCAUUUGGGACUUUUCCGGACAAACAACUCUAUAUUUUGUAAAUGAGAGAAAUAGAUUUCUCAAAGACUGCCAACGCCAAUCAGAUCAGGAGAUUCUCCUGGAGUUGCAAGUCUAUGGGUUGUCAGAUUCCAUGAAAUGUAGAGAAAGGAAAAAAGAUGAAAUGUCAGGACAACAUACUGCAAAUUGCUCUUCUGGUGCUUCAGUCUUGAUAAAUGGUUGCAAUGGCACUGCAAAGUCCAAUUUCAUCUGUACUAAUGCUUCAACAUUCUGUGGAAGAUCUGGAGAAGCUGGUUCUUUGGGAUUGACUGGAUUACAAAAUCUCGGAAACACUUGUUUCAUGAACAGUGCCAUUCAGUGCUUGGCUCAUACACCAAAGAUGGUUGACUAUUUUCUUGGAGAUUAUAGUAGAGAAAUAAAUCACGACAAUCCUUUGGGCAUGAAUGGUGAGAUUGCUUCAGCCUUUGGGGAUCUAUUGAGGAAGUUAUGGGCCCCUGGAGCAACCCCUGUGGCACCAAGAACAUUUAAGUCAAAGCUUGCUCGUUUUGCUCCUCAGUUUAGUGGCUUCAAUCAGCAUGAUUCUCAAGAACUUCUUGCAUUUUUGUUGGAUGGACUUCAUGAGGAUCUCAAUCGUGUGAAAAGUAAGCCUUAUGUUGAAGUGAAGGAUGGUGAGGGUCGACGAGAUGAAGAAGUAGCUGAUGAGUAUUGGCAAAAUCACCUUGCUCGCAAUGAUUCCAUCAUUGUUGAUGUGUGCCAGGGUCAAUUUAAAUCAACAUUAGUUUGUCCAGAAUGCAAAAAGGUUUCUAUAACAUUUGAUCCAUUCAUGUACCUGUCACUACCUUUACCAUCAACGACAUCGCGAACAAUGACUGUAACUGUCAUAAGUACUGAUGGAACUUCUCAACCAUAUCCAUUUACAAUUACUGUCCCGAAGAGUGGGAAAUUUGAAGACCUUAUUCAGGCUCUAAGUGUUGCAUGUUCUUUGGGGGCUGAUGAGACCCUUCUGGUGGCAGAGAUAUACAACAACCGGAUUAUACGUUAUCUUGAAGAGCCUGCUGAUUCUUUAUCUUUGAUUAGAGAUGAUGACCAACUGGUUGCUUAUCGGUUAACUAAAGACAUCGACAAAACUCCUUUGGUUGUGUUUAUGCAUCGGCAGAUGGAGGAGCAGUCCAUCCAUGGGAAACUGACUUCAAGUUGGAAGACAUUCGGAAUUCCUCUUGUUACAAGGCUUUCUAAUGUUGUCAAUGGAUCUGGCAUCCAUGGUCUGUAUCUGAAACUACUAAAUCCAUUUCAGUCACAGGCUGAAGAAGUCUUAGAUGAGAUUGAUACCUCUGAGAGUACUGCAGUAGAAGACAUUUCUCAGAAAGAGCAUGCAUCAUCUCCAGUUUCAAAUGGGUUUGAAAAGCCCCCUGAUGCAAAUGGGGUUGUCCCACCCUCAGAGGCUGAAUUACAAUUUUACAUAACAGAUGAAAAGGGAAUAGUCAAGGAAUCCCAGAUAAUUAUGGGUGAAGCAGUACGAGCUGCCGGAGCGUCUGGGAGGUUACAUGUGCUAGCAUCCUGGCCAGAAAAAUAUGUUAAACAGUAUGAUAUACAGCUUCUUAGCUCUUUACCGCAGAUUUUUAAGUCUUGCUUUUCUGCAAAGAGACCUCAGGAAUCUGUUUCUCUUUACAAGUGUCUUCAAGCAUUCUUGAUGGAGGAGCCACUUGGACCAGAGGACAUGUGGUAUUGUCCAGGCUGCAAAGAGCACCGGCAAGCCAGUAAAAAAUUGGAUCUUUGGAGACUGCCUGAGAUUCUGGUUAUUCAUUUAAAAAGAUUCUCAUAUAAUCGAUUCUUGAAAAACAAGCUGGAGACAUAUGUUGACUUUCCUGUUGACAAUCUUGAUUUGUCAAAUUAUAUUGGCUAUAGGAAUGGUGAGUUAUCUAAUCGUUACAUGCUUUAUGCCGUCAGUAAUCACUAUGGAAGCAUGGGAGGUGGUCAUUAUACUGCAUUUGUCCAUCAUGGGGGUGGUCUGUGGUACGAGUUCGAUGAUAGCCGUGUUUAUUCUGUCAGCCCGGAGAAGAUAAAGACAUCUGCUGCUUAUCUUCUUUUCUACAGAAGAGUUGUGGAAUAAAAGCAUCUGGGUCAUCACUUACCGAUUAAACCAUUUGAAGUCAGGUAUUAUUUGUUGGUGAAUAUAUCUAAAUUUUUGCUGCUUUGCAAUUAUCAAUCUCAAAAGAGUAGGCAUUCUUUCAUCUUUGGCAUUGUUUAGUCUAAGUUGAUAGUAUCUAGCAUUAAAGAGGAAGGGAGAUUAUAAACUUAGAGUAGAUGCCAGUGAUGGCUGUAACAUAGUAGCAAUUUAAGAGGUGAGAGGUGAGAGAGACUGAAGGGGAUCAUUUUUCUUUUAUACCUAUAACCAUUUGCUGGUGUCUAGCGUUUUGCGUUUUUCACAUUGUGAAAGUUUUACCAGAGGUUGUUGCUUUUAACACAUGAAAGUGUAGUUUUUGUUUACUGUUAUUGUACAACUGACGAUUGAACACUGAAUUGAUUGAUUAAAUUGCUAAUUCAUGAAUUACCAUUUUCAACAUGCCAAUGUCCAAUGUUUCAUAAUUUAUUGCCUCUCUGCACUUUUGCCUUAUCCUUUCUCUAAGAAUGUGAAUGUAGAAUACAAAUUACUUCUUCAUGCCUGCAUGCAUACUUCAAUCCAGAUUUUGCUUAGGGAAUGACUGGAAUUUUCGUGUCAUUUGAAAAGAUGGAAUCAAGUAAAUUCUCAGGAAAAAAAAGGGAAAAAUGACAUGAGAUUUUUUUCUUAACCAUAUGUAGGAUAAGAUGGAAGAUAUUAUUACCUCUUUUUCUCAAUGAGUUUUACUAGUAUAGUGGACCACAUCUCUCUUCCCCUUUUUGUGCAAGAUGUGACCUGACUUUCUUGAUAAUUGUAGUACCAUGGUACCAUGGUACCAUGAGCCCAUUCAACUCCAGGACCACAAUCCCUUGGUUCACAUUUUGCUCAGGUCCUUGUGGUUCUCAUUUCUCACUCACUUGAGUGUCAACCUUUAAUCUCUACUUGAUUUCAAUUGAUGGUUUCUUGUAUUAUCAGUUGUUUAUCUAUUGGCAUUGUAUUAAAGAGAAGAUGACACAAAUUAAACAAAAGACUAGAAUUGCAAAUUUAUGGUGUGAUCUUGCAUGUGGGGGGUCCAAUUUAUGGAAUUUGAAAAAGAAAUUUCAAUUUUUAAUUUAAAAAAGAAAAAAUAUUCAACUUAAUCAUGUGAAAUUGUCCUGGUCAGGAAUGCUGGGGUUUCCUCAUUAAAGGUCAGUGUUGAGAAUUUUGUUUCAAUUUGCAAACAUCAUGUUGCAUGUUUUGGAAUCACCCCAAACAUAUAUCUUAACAAUUGACAGAUGACAGUUGGGAUAAAGAAUUGCAUUAUUUGCAUGUGCUUGGACUGGUUCAAAGCUGUGAGAAUUAAUUCUCCAUUUUCAACAAGCAGCUAAUUCUUGUUCUCUUUUCUUUUAACCCUUUUAAAUAUUGGAUAAUUAGAGUCAGACAGUGAUUGAAUCCAACAUUUAUUUGACAAGAGCAUGUUUGAAGAAUGGUAUUAUUCUAAAAGUGGUGACAUUCUUUUUUACAAAGGAGCUUGUAAUUUGAGAUAUGAGAAAAGGUUACCGGUGACGGGAUUUGAUCAAUGAACUUGUUGAAUGUUAUCCCUUUUAAGGAUAAUUGCAUGAAUUAAUUAAGUUCGGAUUCAAUUUUUGUUUUCAUUUUGGCACAUGUUCCAAUUGCUAAAAAAUAGCCCAAAUUUCUGUGAUGUAGUUGCUUUUAGUUUCUGGAAAAAAAAAAAAAAGCCAAAGAUUUCUUGGUUUCAACUUGACAAGAAUUUUCUUGAACUUUCAAGAAACUAGA
Messenger RNA from Durio zibethinus, 4554 nucleotides. RefSeq names its product ubiquitin carboxyl-terminal hydrolase 8-like. Lineage: Eukaryota; Viridiplantae; Streptophyta; Magnoliopsida; Malvales; Malvaceae. The record is from RefSeq and is a predicted model, not a curated record. Gene Ontology annotation, molecular function: cysteine-type deubiquitinase activity. Gene Ontology annotation, biological process: protein deubiquitination.